Cornus florida is the source of this 690-nucleotide messenger RNA. RefSeq names its product F-box protein CPR1-like. Lineage: Eukaryota; Viridiplantae; Streptophyta; Magnoliopsida; Cornales; Cornaceae. Bases 1 to 690 code for a protein of 229 amino acids. The transcript has a single exon. The record is from RefSeq and is a predicted model, not a curated record.
AUGGGAUUUGGCUUCGAUUCGCUAACCAAUGACUACAAGGUUAUCAGGAUUGUGUAUUUCGAAGGACCCUUUAGUUGUCAAUCUCCUCCGGAGGUUGACAUUUUCAGUCUGAGCACAGGCAUAUGGCGGAACAUCAGCCAUUUGGGUCUUCAAUAUACCAUCUACCUGCGGGCUCCACAGGCUUUUCUGAAUGGGGCGGCGCAUUGGCCUGCAUAUGAUUGGAGAAGGAGGGGCAAUUUGAUCGUGUCAUUCCACAUGGGAGAUGAAGUAUUUGGCGAAAUGAUGGUGCCCGAUAGCUUGGUUCAUCACAACUGGCUGCAAGGUGUUCGUGUUGCUAAGUUUCAAGAAUGGCUUGCUCUGAUCCAUAUCAAGCGUACUGAUGACAAUAAUACUUGUUGCAUAUGGGUGAUGAAGGAGUAUGGCAUACCAGAGUCUUGGACUAAACUAUUUAGUAUUGAUAUGAGUGGGGGAUUAUUCACUAAUGUAGCCGGCUUUACUAGGAAAGGUGAAGUUCUAUUUGGGACAAAAGACACGUAUCUGGUAGCUUAUGAUCCUGAAGUGGAACAAGUAAAGCAUCUUCAUGUUCGGGGAUCUACAGAUUCAUGGUAUAGGGACUCAUUUUAUGCAGAUGCUUUUACUGAGAGCCUAGUUUUAAUUAGAGAAAAAGAGCCACCUGUUUUGCAUGGAUAA